Camellia sinensis is the source of this 531-nucleotide messenger RNA. The record is from RefSeq and is a predicted model, not a curated record. Lineage: Eukaryota; Viridiplantae; Streptophyta; Magnoliopsida; Ericales; Theaceae.
AUGGAAAUUCGUGGGCGUGUGGCUAUCCCCACAAAAAGCCUGGACAGAAAUGGAGUGGUCCCCCAAAGCUCAGUUGUGACAGGCCUCUUAAAGGAAUUGUUGCUCAUUAAGUCCACAGAGGAGCAUGGUUACUUCCUAGCAAUAACCGAACUGAAGAGCAUAGGCAAUGGAGAGUUUGAAGAUGAAUCAGGGGACGUCCUCUUCUCAGUGGCCUUUCACUGUCGCACCUUCCUACCUGUCAAUGGAGAGAUCAUGCUUGGAGUUGUGCACAAGAUACAUAGAAGGGGGGUCUUCUUGAGAUGUGGACCCAUGAAAUAUAUUUAUCUAUCAGCUCAAAAGAUGCCAAAUUUCUACUAUGCCCAAUGGAAAACACGAGAGAUCUUCAUUAACGAUGAUCACUCAAGGAUAGAGAAUGAUGUGGUUAUCCGUUUUGUGGUCUUCGCUGUGAGAUGGAGAAAGAAACAUUGGGACAUAGAAAGAGAUUUCAUGAUUCUUGCCAGUUUGGAAGGUGGUGGUGCUGGUGCAAAGUGA